This is a messenger RNA of Formica exsecta, 3539 nucleotides long. Its product is annotated as hyaluronan mediated motility receptor-like. The record is from RefSeq and is a predicted model, not a curated record. Bases 319 to 3336 code for a protein of 1005 amino acids. The transcript is spliced from 15 exons. NCBI's taxonomy places the organism in Eukaryota, Metazoa, Arthropoda, Insecta, Hymenoptera, Formicidae.
CCUAUACGACGAAUCGCCAGCAUUCUCGCGGUUCGUAACCGUCAUUUCAAAUCGAAUAUAACCGAUCCGGCGACAAGUCGUGUCAAGAGUCCUGGAAGCGAGCAGUGUUCUGUUCGAUGCGAUAAAGCGCGGGUCGCAUCUCCUUCCUCGCUCAAGCGGGGUACGUGACGUAGAAGACCAUCAACGGUAAGAAAAAAAAAAAACGUUGAUCGGUGCCAACGGCCAUUGCUUCUUAUCGUGCGCGUUCCCCUUGGUAACAAACUCGCAGAGCGAAUUUGGAUUUGUUGAUUAAAGAAUAUACACGCACGAUAAGGCGAUAUGUCUUUCUCCAAGGCGAGGAUACAACGGUUCAACGAACUUGGAAGCGAAGCACCUCCGCCAGGCGCUUACGAUCCGAAAUUCGACAAUAAAGUAAAAGGAUUUGUUAUCGAGAAAUCUGAUAGAUUUUUAGAUGCUAAAAGCACAAGUAGCGCGGAAUGCAAUGCUUCGAUUGCAUCAGGAAAGAGUAAUACAACUACAUCGACUUCUCUUUUUCGAGCGCCUCAAUUGCCGCGGAAACGAUUGAUCACGAAACCAACGGAGCCUUCUAAAACAAAAAAUGAACACACAUUUUUGAACAGAAAUCAAAACAUGAAAUAUGAAUCCAACCAACAACUUGCGGAUCUUCAAGUAGAAUGUUUGAAUAAGGACAAGACUAUACAGGAACAUGAGAGGCACAUAGAGGAAAUGAAGGAAGAUGUGCGGAAAUUAGAAGCCGAGAUAGAGAAACUGCACAAGAAACAAAAUGAAAUGGAAAUGCAGCAUACGGAAGAUAUAGAAGCAAUGGCUAAAUUGCAACAAGAAAUAAUAAACAAUCAUGAUGAUAAGCAUCAAGCAGAAGCGCAACUGCUUCGCUCUCAAUUAUUAGAAGUAUCCGAAGAAAAAGAACAAGAGAUCUCAAUGCGAAAGACAAUGGAAAUAGAACUUAGAAAUCAUGCAACCGAAUUAUCAAGAAGAAUAAUAAUAUUAGAAGCUGAAUUGUGUGCCAAGAAAGAAGAGAAAAAAACAAUGAUUGAAAAUCUUGAAAUGCGUAUUGAAGAAUUAUUAAACACGUUAAAAGCAAUAAAACACGAUCAUGAUACCAAAAUUGGAUUAUUACAAAAAGAAAAGAGUCAGCUCGAUGUUUGUGUUACGAAUUUGACUCAAGAACGAUCUAAUCUUGAAUCUAAAUUGGAAAUAAAACAGAAUGUUAUUUUGGAACUUCAAGCUCAGUUAUCUGCUCUACAGUGUGAAUUAGAUGAACUUAAAGCGGAAUACGAGAAACUUGCUGACGAUUCCAUUAAACGAAUUUCCGAUCUUACUGACAAACACGAGAAAGAAAUUCAACAUUUGAAAAAUGACUUUAUGAAAGAAAAGGAAAAAUUAUUAACAGAAAGUAAAAUUUAUAAGACAUGUGAAUCAGAAGCAAAAGUGAAAGCAAAUGAAAUAGAAGAAACAAAUUCUUUUCUUGUAGAAGAAUUAGAGGAUCUUCAAAGACUUUAUAAAGAUGCCUGCCAUCGAUUGCAACAGGCUCAAACCGAAUUGGACCUCUCGAAUGAAAAACAUAUUAUUACAAUAGAAAAGUAUAAACAGAAUUUGACUGAUAUGAGAAAUACACAUAUAGAGGAUAAGUUGCAACUAGAGCAAUUGUUGGAGAAUACCAAAAAAGAACAUUUGACAGAACUAGAAAAUAUUACACUAAUGAGAGAUAAAGAAUUAGAUGAAUUAAAACAAGCUACCACUAGAAAAAUCGAAGAGGAAACUAAACGAAUAAUGAAACAUGCUGAAGAAAUAAUAAAAAAUGCAGAGUCUGAUAAAAGAAACGCGUUAGCAGCAUGUCGUGCCGAAAAUAAGGAACAAAUUAAAAAAGUGAUUGUUGAAUGCGACGCGAAAAUCAAUGCCAUGAUGAAAGAGACACAAAACACUGUGGAAGAUGAAAUGCGACUUACCAAUGAAAGAUACAAAGCAUGUUUGGUUCGUAUGGAAUUGGAGCAUGUUGUAUUAGAUGAGAAACUUUCGCAGAAAGAUACUGAAAUCGCCAAACUCUCUGCAACACUUGAGGACCUUAGACAGUCCAUAGAAACUCAGGAAAGUUUUAGUCAAAGUUUGCAAAUUGAGUUGGAUAAAGCGGAAACCGAAUUGGCGGAGAAAAAAGAAGAAUUGAGAGCUUUAAAGGAUCGCAUCAGAACAGAAGGGGCUGAAAUGGUUGCUAGAAAAAAAAAGUUUGAAUUAAUAACGGCCGAUAAUAAAGCAUCUCUUAUCGCGCUUACUAAUCGUUUGGCGCAGAGUAAUGCUGAAGUGGAAAAACUACAAGAUGAUCUGAAACAUAGUGAAGUUUGCAUACGCAAACACAGAGAUCUGCUUAGUGCAAUGCGCAAUAGCUCACAAUUGGUGGAUGAGCAAAUUCAUGUAGUCAUGAAAGAAUUGGAUACUCAUAGAGAGCUGGUAGAUCAACAUCAGAUUAAUAAUUUAUCUCAAUUUGAAUCAAUAAAAUCUAUUUUUGAGACACAAAUCGAGGACCUGAAGCAAAAAGCAGCAAAAGAAAUUUCAAGACUUCAGAAUGAUUUUGAACAGAAAUCUUUACAAAACGAUGAGCUAAAAAAGCAACUUGAUGAAAUGAGUAAAAAACUACAUGACGUGCAAAAUCUAUUACUCAAUUUCGAGGAACAAACUGAUGCUCAAAAGCUUGGUAUUUCACGACUGGAAUUAGCAAAUAGUAAAUUAUUAGAACAAUUGAAGAGCCAGGAGAAAGAAUUAGAAAAAAAUAAACAAUUAUUUGAAGAUCAAGCAGCGCAACAUAAAACUAUCACAGAUAUGGCAAACGGUCGGAUAGAAGAGCUUUCUCAACAACUGGAGUUAAAAACAAGAGAAAAUGAUGCAGAGGUAAUCACUUUAUUAUUAGAGCAAGAACGAAUCAAAUGGAGGUCUUUGGAAAAUAUACUUACACAACAACUUCAGGAAGAAAAAGCGCGACGAGAAGAGGCCGAAGAAGAAGUCAAGAGAAUUAUAAAGUCGAACGACCAUCUCAAGAAGGAUUAUGAGGAAAUUAGUGACAAGUACGCUGAAAUAAUCGGUCAUCAAAAUCCUAAACAAAGAAUCAAACAUGUUACUCAUCUAAAAGAAAAGAAUUAUCAUUUGGAACAGGAAGUACGUGCCAAGAUAAAAAUAAUCGAACAACAACAAAAGACUAUAGAAAAGUUGAAAACUGAAGAAAAACGAUCUUAUUGGAAAGGCAAGGAAAAUGUAGGAAUGGUACAUUCGACCCCCCUUGCUUCACCGCAUAAAACACUGACGCCAUUAAGAAGUCGAAACGAUUAAUUUUAAACAGUUUUAAAUAGUUCAAUAGCUUAUCUUCUUGAAUUAUCAAUUUAGAUUACAAAUAUUCAAAAUGAGUUGUGCUCGAAAUAAUUUUCUGACAAAAGAACUGAAAAAAUGUUCAUUGCAAUGAAUAUUUGUAUUGUUAAAGAAAAGAAAAUAUGAUUUCUCGAAAAAAGAUAUAUAUAUAUAUAUAUAUAUUUUUU